ACAUACUCGUAAAAGCAUCUGAUAGUACGUCUAUCUCUUAGAAGACGACGGUGUCUCAUUCAUCAUGGAACCAUUAAAUCAAGACACAAUCUCAGCCCUACAACUAAUAGAGAAUCACCUCUUCAACGAUGAAGUUGGUGAUCAUCAUAAUACCUCAUCAUCUCCGACCAACCUCAACUUAAGCUCAUCUUCAUUCACUACACAACUAUGUCCUCCAAACAAUAAUAUUAGGGCUUCCUCUUUCACAAUUUCAUUCAACAAUAACGAGGGUCAUUGUCGUACUACUCAUUCAGACAAUGACCCUCUCCUAGAGUACAUUCAAUCAUCACUCGAUGAAGGAAUUGAUUACGAAGAAACCUUUCACGUGUUCUGUAGCAAACCACGAAAAGUGGUAGCUACUAAAGAUAAUGCUACUAAUAGUCAUAAACUACGCGGGAACUAUAUAGGGGUGAGGAGAAGACCAUGGGGUAGAUUUGCGGCGGAAAUUAGAGACCCUAAUCGUAAAGGCUACAGAAUUUGGCUUGGUACGUAUAACACGGACAGAGAUGCUGCCCGAGCUUAUGAUCGGGCAGCAUUCGAGUUAAGAGGCUGCAAAGCCAGACUUAACUUCCCACAUGAAGUUGGGAGUUGGUCAUCUUCUUCUUCAUCGUCGUCAUCAUCCUCUACAACGAAGCAACAUGCAGGUGAAAAGAGGCAAAGAAAUGAAGAUAGUGAGAAAGAUUUGGGAGAUGAUGAUGAUGAUUAUUCAUUUAUUGAUGAACUUAUUGAUGAAGAAUUGAUCAUCAAAAUGCCUAGAACAUUUUAA
This is a messenger RNA of Chenopodium quinoa (quinoa), 805 nucleotides long. Its product is annotated as ethylene-responsive transcription factor 13-like. The coding region runs from base 65 to 805 and encodes 246 amino acids. The transcript has a single exon. Lineage: Eukaryota; Viridiplantae; Streptophyta; Magnoliopsida; Caryophyllales; Amaranthaceae. Gene Ontology annotation, biological process: ethylene-activated signaling pathway; regulation of DNA-templated transcription. The record is from RefSeq and is a predicted model, not a curated record. Gene Ontology annotation, molecular function: DNA binding; DNA-binding transcription factor activity.